AUGUUCCAGUCCCUGUUGCGGGCUGUGCCCGCCACCGUGUUGGGUGCCAUGGAGAUAGGAAGCAGCUUGGAUGUGACCUCCAGCAGCGCGGUGGUGCGCGCCUUCCUGCAGCGCGGCCACACGGAGAUUGACACCGCAUACGUAUAUGCAGACGGCCAGUCCGAGAGCAUCCUGGGGGACCUGGGGCUUGGGCUAGAUCACAAGGACUGCAAAGUGAAAAUUGCUACAAAGUCUAUUCCAAUCCUUGGGACAUCAAGGACACUUGACAAUAUUCGGUUCCAGCUGGAGACGUCACUGAAGAGGCUGCAGUGUCCCCGGGUGGACCUCUUCUACUUACACGUGCCAGACCACAGCACCCCUAUAGAGGAGACACUGCAGACCUGCCACCAGCUGUAUCAGGAGGGCAAAUUUGUGGAGUUUGGCCUGUCCAACUAUGCCUCCUGGGAAGUGGCUGAGAUCUGUACCCUCUGCAAGAAAAAUGGCUGGAUCAUGCCAACUGUGUACCAGGGCAUGUACAACGCCACCACCAGGCAGGUGGAGAAGGAGCUCCUCCCCUGCCUCAGACACUUUGGUUUGAGGUUCUAUGCCUACACCCCUUUAGCCGGGGGCCUGCUGACUGGCAGAUACAAAUACGAAAUAGAAGAUGAGAUGCAGCCCUUGAGCCGCCUCUUUGGGAAGAAAUGGGAUCAUUUCUACAGGGACUGGUUUUGGAAGGAAGACCACUUCAAGGGCAUUGACCUCGUGAAGGAGGCCUUACAGGCCACCUAUGGCAGCAGCGCCCCCAGCAUGACCUCGGCUGCCCUGCGCUGGAUGUACCACCACUCACAGCUCCAGGCCUCCCAAGGGGAUGCAGUCAUCCUGGGCAUGUCCAGCCUGGAGCAGCUGGAACAGAACUUGGCCGCCACUGAGGAAGGGCCCCUGGAGCCGGCUGUCGUGGAUGCCUUUAACCAAGCCUGGAACCUGGUCGCCCACGAGUGUCCCAACUACUUCAGAUAGACUGUCCUGGCUCAAGCUGCCAAGGGCUUUCCCGCCACCUCUUGGGUUCACACCCUGGCCAUUCCUUGCCUUAUGCUGACUCAGUGGGUCCUCUGAUCUCCACCCACACAGUCUUCUAGACUGUGGCCCUGCUCCCUGUCACCUUCAUGGUGAAGAAAGGCUGGGCUGAGUCCAACAGCAGCUCUUCCUGUCUGAAUAAAGCAGGCAUCUGGCCUGGCUGCAGCCAGGACUGAACCUCA
Molecule: messenger RNA, 1235 nt
Organism: Onychomys torridus (southern grasshopper mouse)
Lineage: Eukaryota; Metazoa; Chordata; Mammalia; Rodentia; Cricetidae
Product: aflatoxin B1 aldehyde reductase member 3-like
Exons: 7
Coding region: 1-996 (331 amino acids)
Source: RefSeq, a predicted model, not a curated record